CAGGCCGUACCAGCUCACAUAAUCUUCACCAUCAGGGCCCAUUCGCCAGUAACCGAAUAGGAUCAAUUGACCUUCCUGUUUUGGCAUUUUUACUCUUUUCACAACAAUUGAAGUUUUGCUUUCUUGUGGAAACGAUUACUUCGGGCUCCUAUUCCAAUGUAACGGCAGGAAUGUAGCCUGGUGUGUAGCCUUCAAAAAUAACCUCCAUGCUAGACAUAUAACUACGACUCUCUAUUCAUCUUCUCACUUAGCGACCAUCAACACCUCACUACAUUAUCUCAGAUAUACCUCCAACUUCCAAAUUCCGGCCCCCAAUCCAGCACCAUGCUCCUCACACACCUCGCUCUCCUCGGCUUAGCUUCGGCGGCCCCAACCCUUCUACCCCGCCAGGAAGACACCAACUACGGCUUCUGGGACGCCACAUAUACCACUGAAGGCUUCGCCACUGGCUCCAGGGUCCAACUCGUCGCUGUAUAUUCCAACCCGACGCUGGAGAGCAGCAUUACAACGACCUGUAGGGAGACCGAUAUCCGGGGUGUUACGACCCGCGACUGUCCGUCGUAUUUCACGUGGAGCAUUGGUGCUCCGUUCGGGGAAGGACGCACAUCGACACUCAAGAUCUCCCAAGUUGUGGAAUUAGGGGGAGAGCAGGUUACUUUGUACGGAGCGUCUCUGGUGGAGAUUGGGUCUGGGCCUGCGCCAAAGGGAUCGAAUGCGAAGGGACGGAUUGAAGCUGGGAUAAUGCCUGUGUAACUUGUCAGUUGUAGCUAGACUUCUGCUUUGGGUGCAGUUUUUACUAGUAUUGACGCUUGUUUCUACAGCUCGGGGCGAAGCCAGUUCUGUCAAAAGACAUCACGAAGGAAUAGUUUUAGUUAAUGAUCUCGCUCUGUAGAGAAG
Molecule: messenger RNA, 897 nt
Organism: Westerdykella ornata
Lineage: Eukaryota; Fungi; Ascomycota; Dothideomycetes; Pleosporales; Sporormiaceae
Exons: 2
Coding region: 325-753 (142 amino acids)
Source: RefSeq, a predicted model, not a curated record